Molecule: messenger RNA, 787 nt
Organism: Branchiostoma floridae (Florida lancelet)
Lineage: Eukaryota; Metazoa; Chordata; Leptocardii; Amphioxiformes; Branchiostomatidae
Exons: 4
Biological process (GO): positive regulation of DNA-templated transcription
Cellular component (GO): nuclear body
Source: RefSeq, a predicted model, not a curated record
CCAGAGGAGCUUGACCCAACCUUUGACCUUCUAAAUCGGAUGUGACGUACGUGCCUAAUGAAUGCGCUUCAGCUGAGCUGUCGCCAAAUCGGGCGUACUUUUCUUGCAGUAUUCAAGCAUUUAAUUCACGUCAAAUUUGAUGCUCAUUUAAUGUAGGGACCUGAAUACAAGUUAAGCAUCUUAACAUUGGAUCAUCAUGGCGGGCAACCAAAACUUGAUGCAGAACAGCAGUAACUGGACAAGCCAGGAGACGCACUGUUUGAUCAGCCUGUGGAACAGCGAGAGGAUUCUACGCAUGAUGGAGAAGGCCAGGAAGAGACAGGUGUACGAAAUGCUUUCCAAAGGGAUGCAAGAGGCGGGCUACUUCCGAACCACAAGACAAGUGAACGUAAAGAUUCGAGACCUGAAGUACCUUUACCGUCGGCACAAGGAAGCGGUUGCCAAUGGUGGAAAAGCGAGAAGUGACUGGGAGUUUUUCGAAGCACUUGAUCCAUUUUUGGCCGAUCGGGUUGUCUCCAGGUCUGCUGGCCAAAUGAGUGAAACCAUGAUGGAGGAGGAUAGAGCUUAUUAUGCAGAUGGAGAUGGUGAUGUAAUGGCUGAUGAGGAUGCUGAUUUCAUGAAUGACGCAUCGUUACACGGAUCAAGCCCGCCACCCACCAAUGAAGAUAUGACAGCACCUGUCAUAGGCCAGAUGGCGUACCCUUUAUACACAACUUCGCACGAUACCACACGUAACUGGGCGGCCGACACAACAUCAAACGAUACCGCACGUAACUGGGCAUCUGAC